UUGUUCCUCAGUCCGCUCGCGACGUUCCGGCGCAUCGCCAAAGAGGGCGAGGUCCGGGACUUCGACUACGCGCCCUACGUCGCGAGCCUCAUGAACUGCGCGCUCUGGACGACCUACGCCGUCAUCACGCCAGGGCGGCUGCAACCGCUCGCGGGCGGCCCGCCGCUCGCCGCCGCCGUCGCGACGGUCGUCGCCGUCGACGCGCUCGCGUGCCUCCUCGCGGCGCGCGUCGGCGCGCCGAAGCUCCCGGGCGACAACCGCGCCGCGUCCGUCAUCGGCAGCGCGCCCCGGCGUCGAGUGGCCGGCGCGUUCGUUCGAGCGCAUCUCGUCCCUUCGGUAGGCGUCGCUGCCGUCAUGAACGUGCUCAUGUACGCCGCGCCGCUCAACGUCGCGCGCGUCGUCGUCGCGACGGAGUCCGUCGAGUUCAUGCCCCUGGGCCUCACGCUCGGCACGCUCGCGUGCUCCGUGUCGUGGACGACCUACGCGCUCCUCGUCGGCGACGCGACGAUCCUCGCGCCCAACGUCCUCGGCGACGUGCUCGGCGUCGCCCAGGUCCUCCUCUACGCGCGCUACGCCCGCGCCAAGCCC
Molecule: messenger RNA, 588 nt
Organism: Aureococcus anophagefferens
Lineage: Eukaryota; Pelagophyceae; Pelagomonadales; Pelagomonadaceae
Exons: 2
Biological process (GO): carbohydrate transport
Cellular component (GO): membrane
Molecular function (GO): sugar transmembrane transporter activity
Source: RefSeq, a predicted model, not a curated record